AUGGAGCCAUCAUCGAUUCUCGGCCGAGAUCGAGGACUCGGCAUCGGCCAUCGGAACAAAGACCCUCCGCCUUACCAAAGCCCGAUCGAUGCUCCGCGCACAACAGAACGGCGUAGAACUUUCACGUCUUGUGUCGUCAUGGCCGACGACGAUGCAGAACCCUGGGCACAGGCCCUCUCGUCUGCACCGACUAAGGCAGGGCCCGGCUCGGCGGUUCCAUCCUCGGCCGCCAAGUCUUCGGAGCCAAUGGCCUGCGUGGGCUGUCGCAGUCGAAAGCUUAAGUGUUCACGUGAUUUGCCCAUCUGUGUUCGUUGCACGAGGCUCAAGAUCGAAUGUGUAUACCCCGAGUCUCGCAGGAAGCCGAUGAACAAGCGCAAAAAUGUCAAGGAGCUCGAGGCUCGAUUAGCACUUGUUGAGGAUUUGCUCAAGGACGCUGGUGCCAAUUCAAAACAGGGCGGCGUCAAGAGUCCGUCCACCGAAAUCCAUGGCGACGUCAAUUUGGACGAUGCCAGCCCUGGGUCUGGUUCUGGUGAUGGUUCUGCAGAUGCCGAAUUUGCAUAUGAAGAUGCCUUACCACCCAUUUCUGGAGAUUGUGCCCAGGGUUCUGGUCGAAUCAUGAACCAGCAAAUGGGUAGCGACUACUUCAAUACCCAAGAGCUGAUGGGUUUGGGCAUGUUCGAGGUGCCCCCUCCUUUUGACGUUGUUGAUGAAAUGCACACCCAUUUCUUUCAACAACAGCACACCUUCAUCCCCAUUGUCCAUCCGGCGCGAUACCUCAAAGCAUACCAUUCUGCGCCGCACAUGCGGCCUCCUAUGGCCCUUCAGUACGCCAUCUGGGCCAUGGCCGCCUUUCAGAUGGAAAAAUACUCGGCAUUCCAUGAUCCUUACUAUCGUAGGGCACGGCAAUAUCUGGAAGCUGACGAGCUUAAGGGCGUCGGAGAAUAUUUCAUCACAGUCCAGCAUGCGCAAGCCUGGAUACUGGUGGCUGCGUACGAGGCACGAACCAUGCACUUUACCCGCGCUGCUAUGAGUUGCGCCAGGGGUAUUAAGCUGUGCCACAUGAUGGGUCUACACCGUCUCGAUGAACCAGGCUAUAUGGAUAAGAUAACACCCACGAUACUUCCGCCGCAAAACUGGGUUGAGCUUGAAGAAAGUCUCGACAGGCUGGCCGAGUAUGAUCGACCCAACUCAGGCAAGUGGAUUAUAUGUUGGACUGCAUUACAAGCUCAGCAAAUUCCUGAAAAAGUACCACUGGCUGACUGGAGCCAAUCACAGAUCGCAACUAACGUACCAAGCUCGCAUGAUGCGUUCAUCAGCGGCAAAGAAGAGGAAACAAUGAGGCUGAAAGAUGUCUUUUUUGGAGCCUCGUAUUCUACGUUUGCCGGAUCAGUCGGCAUAUGCUACAUAUUCAACCAAAUUCUGGCCCAUGUCUGCCAGGUUCGUCCUGAUGAUCGCCCCGAGGACGUCGAAUACGGCGCCUUCUGGAAACGCCACAGGGACAUUGAUAAUACGCUCUCCAGUGCCUUCAUGUUUCUUCCAGAGGGGCAGCGGCUGCCCAAGAAUUGCCGGAAUCCCGCUGCCGUGUUCAUGAACCUCAACCUGCAUGCUUCCGUCAUCUGUCUGCACCAGUGCGCUAUCGAUCGUGCACAAGCCCACGAGCUUCCCAACACGAUCGCACAGUCCAGCAUUGUUCGCAUCAUCAACUCAGCCGAUGAAAUAGUGAACAUUGUGAAGCAAGCAGUCCACGUCGAUAGCGCAGCAGCGUUUAGGAACCCGCUCGUAGCGCUCAGCCUGUACUGUGCCGCUUCAGUGUACAUGUAUGUCUCCAGUGAGCGGGAAAAGGAAGGCAAAGAGAAAUCCAACAAGACUCGAGCGAAGCCCAGCCACCUGGACGCCCUGGAUUUCCUCAUACAGUCCUUGAUAGCCAUCAGCAGGAUUCAUCCCAUCACGCAGUCAUUCUUGCGGCAGAUCCUUGCGGACCUGGAUCAUUACAACCUUUCAAGCCUUGUUAGGGUUCCAUCAAUCCAGGGACUCGAUUUGACCAAGGCAGGCUACAACAUACCAUUACUGGCUCGCACUUCAUUACCGAACCAUGCCAAAGUCCAAUCGCCGCUUCCUGGCUACCUGCCACUCGGUAAGCCGAUUGGACAGUCCGACAGGAGAGGAUUUGCCAAGUCGAAACUGCCGGUUACCUGGCUGUGUCAAGGGUCGACAUCAAAGUCAUCUCAGAUGGAAUCGCAAGUCGAUGAAGCCAGAGGUGGACAAGAGGCCGAUGGAAAUCGCGGCAAACGAAGACGUAUGAGUAAGGAGGGCUCGACCAGCCAACCCCCAGCCCAAGAUGCGCAACAAGUCAACUCUUACUAUGACAAUUGGCAAUACGCUAGUGAUUCCUCGGGAAUUAUGGAAUAUUCGGACCCGACGACGUCGGCUUACCCCCAGCAGCAGCAGCAGCAGCAACAGCAACAGCAACAGCAGCACAUGUCUGGACUGGCCGCAGGGUGCUCGGAACUGCUUUCUUGUUUCCAAACAGCGCUGCCGCACAGAAAUAACAAUUCGUCGGGCAGUUCGCCCGCUGGUGUCUUCACCGGCUCCCGCAGCUCGUCCGACAACACGCCAGCUACCGCCACUUACAGCACAGCAUCGGUGGCCAGCGAGGGUGGGCCCCUGUUUGGCGGUGCGCCGCCUGUGGGUUUGGCCGACGAGCAGCCGGUAUUCAUGACGGACGACAUGUGGAACACGGCGGAGAUUGAUGCCUUUGUGUCGGCAUCGUCGAAUCAGCCGCAGGUCUCUGGAGUAGGGACGGAAAACCAAUCACUAGAUGUGUCUUGGAACUUUGUGGGAUGA
Molecule: messenger RNA, 2844 nt
Organism: Pyricularia pennisetigena
Lineage: Eukaryota; Fungi; Ascomycota; Sordariomycetes; Magnaporthales; Pyriculariaceae
Exons: 7
Coding region: 1-2844 (947 amino acids)
Biological process (GO): regulation of DNA-templated transcription; DNA-templated transcription
Cellular component (GO): nucleus
Molecular function (GO): zinc ion binding; DNA binding; DNA-binding transcription factor activity, RNA polymerase II-specific
Source: RefSeq, a predicted model, not a curated record